AUGCCUUAUUUAAGAUCACAGAGCUUCGGCGUAGUUAAUUUUGACACACCAAUAAGCAAAACUUCUCAAUCCAAGCCAAUAGCUGAUAUUGAGGAUACUUUCUCCACUUUUUUUAUUAAUGGUAUCCCGCGAUAUCCCAAAGAUCGUGAUCAAUUCGAAGUCAAAACUAUUAGUGAGCAAAGAUUUUUCGCAAAUGAAGUUCUUAAUUUUGUAUUUAUCGGGUUUGAUCAAAAAGAAUUGUCUCAAUUUAUGGACAGGUGUAAAAGCGAUAUCGACUUGACGGAUUUUGAGUUCAACAUGAAAAAGCUUUUUUCGGCUAAAAUAGGAAUAUAUACAUUUAGACAACUAUCAAAAAAGUUUCCCGAAAAUGUUGCGUACAAGAAAACUUUUGUAAAUUGGCAAACAUUUGAUCAACGUUAUUAUGAAUAUAGAAAACGGAAUGGCAUUGAUGCUUUUGAUCAGACUGAAAAAAUUGAAGAUUAUCUUUACAGGUUCCUCGAUAAUAAAUAUAGUUGGUACCAUGUAGACAUUCUGAAGAUUGAACAAUCUAACAAUAAGCAAAGUAGGUUUUUAAGGUCCUUAAAAUUAGAAUUCAAAAAAAGGCAGUUUGAUAUCAAGGAACAUUUUAAAAAAUAUGAGAGCAAGUUUAAUUUGGAACCAUAUGAAUAUGCCACUUUCACUAUAGUUAACGAGGGGGUAAAUUCUGUCAAGAAAAGUAGAGAAAAGACAAAAACGAAAACGAAAACGAAAACGAAAACGAAAACAAAAACAAAAACAAAAACAAAAACAAACGAACGAACCAAUAAAAAAAAUAACCUGGUACAAAAUAACAACAAGCAAACUCAAUGCAAUGCUUUGUUCAAUUUUACCAAAGAUGGCCAACAAAGUCAUGAUUAUUUAAAAAUGGCUAUCCUGGACAAUCCAAAAAGUUUAAUCAGUACACCUAGUUCAGAGGUAACUUCCCCCAUUUCAGCGUCUAAAAACGUUAAUAACAUUAAGCUGUUACCGAGAAAAUCAAUCCUAAGAGGAGGAAGUAAAUAUUCAUCAUUCUCUUCAGCAACAUCAGAAAGUUCAAAUAUAAAUUCUCUUACUGACACCAGUGGUCAAUAUCACUAUAAAAUAGGUGACGAUGGAAUUGAUACUAGAAACAACAAAAGCGGUAGCAGUAGUAGUAGUAGAGGUUCCAUUAAAAGUGUAAGGUUUGACGAACAGGUUAGAGUGGCAAAAUAUACUGUGGAAACAGAUAAAGUACCUAGACCAUAUGUUAGUAAAUCAAAGGCAAGAAAGUUUCAUUGUCCUAACCAUGGAAUUAGUUGUGAUUUUGAACACGCUACUGAUGAAAAAUUUUUGGCAAUAAAACCAGUGGUGAAUAAAAUUGAAAAACCAAAAUAUGUUUAUGAUGCUCGCGAUAAAAGCAGCGCAGCUUCCCAUUACACAUGUGGCAGCAACGAUGCCGAGGACGAAAAAGAUGAAUAUGAAAAAAAUGGCAUCGAUAAAGCCAAAGUUGGUUUGACAAACCUACCGCUGUUUUUGGAAAAGACAAUUCCAAACACAAGAGUAGAACAAGAUGUUAAAACAAGACAUAAAGAUUUUCAUGAAGAAUUGGUCAAUAAAUGUAAGCAGUUUGAUCUGGAAUUGUAUCGAAAUUUUUCGGUACAAUUGGAAAAGAGUGUAUUUAUUAAUCUGGUCGAAGAAAUGAUAAAUGAUGGGUUAAAUAUUUACAAUAUCAAGCAACUUUUCUUUAAAUCUAAUGGAUCAGAAGAAGCGUUUGCAAUAAGAUUUUUUGCCAUGUUCAUGAAUUAUUUGUAUCAGUAUAAGAGAGCAGCAAGGAUUAAUAAUCCACAAAAUAAUGAGAAUUUGAGUAAAGCAACACCAAAAGUGAUUUUUGGAAUGUACUAUGCCAAUCUAUUUGACAAAUAUAAAAAUGAUUUUGAAAAAAUGAGUAGCAACGAAUUACAUCAUUUGUUAGAGAAACUAACGGCAGAAUUGGAAGUGAGCAGUUUGAAUAUAAGUCAGAUGAAGAAGGAUGAAGAAGCUUCAAAAAAAAUAUUGAUUAAUGCUUACUGCGAAAGUUUACAAACCUAUAAAGAUUUAUUGUGCUAUAAAGAUACACUUGACUACGAAUAUUUUACCAAGUUCUUCGAACAACAAGGUAUAUCAAAGGAAAUGAGGAAGACCUAUGAAGAUUAUGAUAAAGUUAUUGACAAUAUGUUGCGAAAUCCCUAUGUUGUUUACGAGAUCGAAUUGUUGAUAAAACAGAUUUUGCCACUGCCUCUAGCAAAUAUUAGAUGCUUUCCGAAUAUUUACUAA
Saccharomycodes ludwigii is the source of this 2310-nucleotide messenger RNA. RefSeq lists its product as uncharacterized. NCBI's taxonomy places the organism in Eukaryota, Fungi, Ascomycota, Saccharomycetes, Saccharomycodales, Saccharomycodaceae. The coding region runs from base 1 to 2310 and encodes 769 amino acids. The transcript has a single exon. The record is from RefSeq and is a predicted model, not a curated record.